AUGAAAAUUUUCAUCAGUAAACCCUCACCGUUGUUCCUAAUUUUCAUCCUCAUCGUUAUUUUAACCACCCAUUUCCUCCCCACGGUCCGAUCAAGCCCCAAUUUCCUCAAAUUACCCUCCGAUCAAGAAGAAGAUGGACAUCUUUGCUCAGCAAAUUCGAAACCCGAUUUGUGCCCCGUGAAGUGCUUCAGACCCGACCCCGUCUGCGGCGCCGACGGGGUGACCUACUGGUGCGGCUGUGCAGACGCGCAUUGCGCGGGGACGUCUGUGAAGAAAUUGGGAUUUUGUGAGGUCGGCAAUGGCGGUCCCGGCCAGGCCUUGUUGCUGCAUUGUCAUUAUCAAUAUGAACUGCCACACAAUAUGGAAUGA
This is a messenger RNA of Olea europaea var. sylvestris, 369 nucleotides long. RefSeq lists its product as uncharacterized. The record is from RefSeq and is a predicted model, not a curated record. NCBI's taxonomy places the organism in Eukaryota, Viridiplantae, Streptophyta, Magnoliopsida, Lamiales, Oleaceae. Bases 1 to 369 code for a protein of 122 amino acids. The transcript is spliced from 2 exons.